AUGUCAAGUAAAAAAAAGAAAAGAUUUGAAAAAUAUCUUGAGAAAAAAUUGAAAAAAGAAGAAAGAGUGGAUUUAUUUGAGAAGCUCUCAAAAUCAUCUUAUUCUUCAAAUUUAAUGAAAUCAAGUAAAGAUCUGGGAAGAAAGAAAGAAACCAGGAAAGAAAAGCUUGCCUUAAAAUAUGGUAAACAUGGUAUAGAUGAGGAAGAAUCGAUAUCACCACCAUUUAAAAAAAAACAUAAAAGCAUUAAUAGUGCAACUGUAGACAUGGUUGGAGAAAAAAGUAAAAAUGCUAUUAAUGAAUUCAAAACUACUGUUAACCAGAUUGAAGAAAUACAGGCUGCAAAGUUGGAAAAUAUUAAUAACACAACUACAGACGCUGAAGAAAUACAGGCUACAAGAUUGAAAAAUAUUAAUCAUGCAACUGCAUACAUGGCUGAAGAAAGAAAUAAACAUACCAAUAACAACAAAUCAAAAACUUCUGUUAAAAAGACUGAGAAUAUUAAUAAUGAAACUACAGACAUGGCCGAAGAAAAUAAUAAAGAUCUUGUUAAAAAGGCAUUUUAUAUCCCAGUUGAAAGGUCUGAAGAGAUCCAGACUGCGAGGAUGGAGUUACCCAUUUGUGGAGAAGAACAAAUAAUAAUGGAAACAAUAAGUCAAAACUCAGUAGUAAUAAUAUGCGGUGAAACAGGUUCAGGAAAAACAACCCAAAUACCACAAUUUUUAUAUGAGGCUGGUUACGGAAACAAGAAUAGUGAUAAUCCUGGAAUUAUAGGAAUCACCCAACCCCGUCGUGUUGCUGCAAUUAGUAUGUCAAAACGUGUAGCAUAUGAGUUAUCAUUGAGUGAUCAAGAAGUAUCUUAUCAGAUUCGUUAUGAUGCGACAGUUUCGCCUAAAACUCCUUUAAAGAUUAUAAUUAUGUCAGCUACUUUAAGAAUUUCUGAUUUUACUGAAAAUAAAACGCUUUUCAAAAUACCACCACCUAUAAUAAAUGUCAAUACAAGACAAUACCCAGUAUGUUUUUGA
Entrophospora sp. SA101 is the source of this 1023-nucleotide messenger RNA. The record is from the annotation of a GenBank genome assembly. Lineage: Eukaryota; Fungi; Glomeromycota; Glomeromycetes; Entrophosporales; Entrophosporaceae.